GCAGGAGAGACCGGUCACCCCGCCCGCCCCUCGUCCGGGAGCUCCUGAGCCGCUGAGGCAGGGGGACAUCCCCGAGGGGGUCCCGCCCCUCGCCCCGGCCCCGCGCCCCCCGCGCCCACGUGAGCUCAAGGCCAGCCUGCAAUCCUCCGAUUGCAAAGCGCAUCCCUGCUCCACGUCUCUCCCUCUGUCUUCGGGUCCCCAACGCAGACACAGCGCGGGUCCCUGGCGGGUCCCUGCGGACCCGGCCAGGCUCUUCCGCGGGUUCUGGCUUCUAUAUCUCCGCGCAGCGCGCAGGCCGAGGCGCGGGCAAGGCGGCCCCGCUGACCCGAGACUGAGACGCGAUGAGCAGCCACGGCAAUAGUCUGUUCCUGAGAGAGAGCGGUGCUGGCGGGGGCUGUCUGCAGGGCUUGCAGGACAGUCUGCAGCAGAGAGCACUGCGCACGCGCUUGCGCCUGCAGACCAUGACCAGAGAGCACGUGCGGCGCUUCCUGCGCCGGAACGCCUUCAUCUUGCUCACAGUCAGCGCUGUGAUCAUUGGUGUCAGCCUGGCGUUUGCCUUGCGCCCAUACCAGCUCUCCUACCGCCAGAUCAAGUACUUCUCUUUUCCUGGUGAGCUGCUCAUGAGGAUGCUGCAGAUGCUGGUGCUACCCCUCAUUGUCUCCAGCCUUGUCACAGGUAUGGCAUCCUUGGACAACAAGGCGACAGGGCGGAUGGGAAUGCGGGCAGCUGUGUACUACAUGGUUACUACAGUCAUCGCAGUGUUCAUCGGCAUCCUAAUGGUUACCAUCAUACAUCCUGGGAAGGGCUCCAAGGAGGGGCUGCACCGUGAGGGCCGAAUUGAGACUGUCCCUACAGCUGAUGCUUUCAUGGACCUGGUCAGAAAUAUGUUUCCACCUAACCUUGUGGAGGCCUGCUUCAAACAGUUUAAGACACAGUACAGCACACGAGUGGUGACAAGGACAAUUGUAAGGACAGACAACGGGUCAGAGCUGGGGACCUCUGUUUCUCCUCCAUCCUCAGUAGAGAAUGAAACCAGCAUCCUGGAAAAUGUCACCCGGGCCUUGGGCACCCUGCAGGAGGUGAUAAGCUUUGAGGAAACUGUGCCUGUACCUGGGUCAGCCAAUGGCAUCAAUGCCUUGGGCCUUGUGGUCUUCUCUGUGGCCUUUGGGCUGGUCAUUGGUGGCAUGAAGCACAAAGGCCGUGUCCUGAGGGACUUCUUCGACAGCCUCAAUGAGGCUAUUAUGAGGCUGGUGGGCAUCAUCAUCUGGUAUGCACCAGUGGGCAUCCUGUUCCUGAUUGCUGGAAAGAUCCUGGAAAUGGAAGACAUGGCUGUCCUUGGAGGUCAGCUGGGCAUGUACACACUGACUGUCAUUGUUGGCUUAUUCCUUCAUGCUGGUGGUGUGUUGCCCCUUAUCUACUUCCUCGUCACCCAUCGGAACCCCUUUCCCUUCAUCGGUGGUAUGCUGCAGGCACUCAUCACGGCCAUGGGCACCUCUUCCAGCUCUGCAACUCUGCCUAUCACUUUCCGCUGCCUGGAGGAGGGCCUGGGUGUGGACCGCCGCAUCACCAGGUUCGUGCUGCCUGUGGGGGCCACUGUCAACAUGGAUGGCACUGCACUCUAUGAGGCCUUGGCAGCCAUCUUUAUUGCUCAAGUCAACAACUAUGAGCUCAACCUUGGUCAGAUCACCACAAUCAGCAUCACAGCCACAGCUGCCAGUGUAGGAGCAGCUGGCAUCCCCCAGGCAGGACUGGUUACCAUGGUGAUUGUGCUCACAUCCGUCGGCCUGCCCACAGAGGACAUCACACUCAUCAUAGCUGUGGAUUGGUUCCUUGACCGACUUCGUACAAUGACUAAUGUACUGGGGGACUCAAUUGGAGCAGCCGUCAUUGAGCAUUUGUCUCAACGGGAGCUGGAGCUGCAGGAGGCUGAGCUGACUCUACCCAGCCUGGGGAAACCCUAUAAGUCACUCAUGGCACAAGAAAAGGGGGCAUCAAGGGGUCGGGGAGGUAAUGAGAGCGUCAUGUGAGAGGCUUCUAGCUCUCCGUCCAGGACUGAGGGAAGGGGCUGGGAGGGGAGUCCUGGGGACAAUCUGUUGCCCAACUGACUGUGGGCUGAACAUAUAAUGUUCUGUGUGGGUUCUCUGAGGACUGUUGAGAUAAAAGAGAAGGAAUGAAAGGUAUCCAAGGUGUAUUCAUCACUGUUGCAUUUGUGUUCUCCAAAUAUAAGAACAACCUAAGGAAGGAAA
This is a messenger RNA of Mastomys coucha (southern multimammate mouse), 2246 nucleotides long. It is a transcript of the gene Slc1a6, whose product is annotated as solute carrier family 1 member 6. The transcript has 10 exons. Lineage: Eukaryota; Metazoa; Chordata; Mammalia; Rodentia; Muridae. Gene Ontology annotation, cellular component: plasma membrane. Gene Ontology annotation, molecular function: L-glutamate transmembrane transporter activity; neutral L-amino acid transmembrane transporter activity; glutamate:sodium symporter activity. Gene Ontology annotation, biological process: L-glutamate transmembrane transport. The coding region runs from base 342 to 2027 and encodes 561 amino acids. The record is from RefSeq and is a predicted model, not a curated record.